AUGGCAAGGGGAACGCACUGGUUUGCCUUACCUUUGGAAGCUGGGAGGGUGAUGGAGAAGCAAAAUGACUCUCGUCGCGAAGGCGGGCUCGGCCGUGGUUUUGUUGAUCAGCUCGCCGGCACCAGAGGCACCACCAAAAGUGGAACCGACAAGCGUCACGCCCCGAAAAAGCUUGGGGCCUGUUUGGACGAGGAUCCAGCUGGGCAUUGGGCUAGGCCAAGGCGAGCCAGCAAGCAGCAGCAAGCAAUCAAGCCGUACUGUACCAUCGCUGUAGGCAAGGGUCUGUCCUGGUGGUGGAGGGGAGGGGGUGGUGGAGGACUGGAGUGGACGCGAGGUCAAUUGAAGUGUCACGGCCUCGCUACGUAUCGUGCUGAACGUACACGAAGAACGAACAAGACGCAAACGGACAAGAGCAAGACAAGCGAAAUUCAGCUAUCGGGUCUGUCGUCCGUCUGGGCGUGUGUCUGUGUGUUGGCGCGAGGGAAUUGUUGCUACGACCCAGGCGACCACCGACCGGAUGGCAAAACAGACGGGACCCCCCAGGAAGCGAAACACGCACCCCAGGAUAGGCAAGGCACCGCAGGCAAACGCCGCACCCAGCAGGAGAAGGCCUUGUAUCCAAUGGGCGUAAUCGCUCACUCAAUGCCACCGGGAGAGUCCAUCCCAUGCCUCCCCUCCCACAAUCAUCGGAGGUCCCACCAAGUCCCACGGUCCACGGGGGGCUCUUUCAUCAUCCCUCCCAUGUGUGCGGACUGCAGCCGGUACACUGUACUGCGCGGCAGCUUGUGUGUCCUGCGGAUGUACAGCUGGCCGGUCUGGACUGGGUCUGUCUGUGACAUGCUACGGUGCCAGCCCGGCCGUUGCGCGAAUUUUGGGCCCAUUGGCCGCAACCAAAGCACGCGAGUAAUAAGAAGAAGUGUCGCGAAUGGACGGCCGCGACUCUCGUCACGUCCAUUACACGGUGCCUACGCAAGCAUACGUCGUACAGCGUGCGACGUCCGAGACCGACAAUACACACGCCCUCUCGCAUCCAGCACACACCCACGCCUAGGCGAAACCAAUGCCGGGAAGAAGCGCGCCUCAUCUGUUUCCGGCCUGCGCAUCCCCGGGCCCGCCGAGGCACGAGAGCGAGCGCGAGACGAGCGCAUCCGUCGUCAUGAACAACAAAGGCCUCACUGCCAAAGCUCAAGCCACGCAGCGGCCCUUGCGAUUCGGACCUGCUGCAACUUGCCUGCAUCCAUGUGGCUCCAAGACUCGCGGGACCUGGGGGAAACGUCGACUCGAAGCUGA
Molecule: messenger RNA, 1290 nt
Organism: Ilyonectria robusta
Lineage: Eukaryota; Fungi; Ascomycota; Sordariomycetes; Hypocreales; Nectriaceae
Exons: 5
Coding region: 1-1290 (429 amino acids)
Source: RefSeq, a predicted model, not a curated record